AAAACAGAGGUUAAACGACGGACCGUCCGUGUUUCCGGUCAACGAAACGUCACGCAGAAGAUAUCCCAGCAGCCUCUGCGCGAAGAAGGACAAGCCCGAAGAGGACACGGCUACCAGCGUCCCAAGUCUCGUAUAGACGUGUGUGUGAGGCUGAUUUAAAAAUGUCUGAGACCAUCGAAGAGAAGCUGAAGAACUACAGGACCGCUCCCUUUGACGCAAGAUUCCCCAACACCAACCAGACCCGCAACUGCUUCCAGAACUACCUGGACUACCACAGGUGCAACAAGGCCCUGGAUGCCAAAGGCCAGGAUCUGACUCCCUGUCAGUGGUACAUGAGGGUUUACAAGAGCAUCUGUCCCAUGAGCUGGGUUGCUAGAUGGGACGACCAGAUAGAAAAUGGAUCUUUCCCUGGGAAGAUCUGAACUCUCCAAACUGUUGAUGGAUCAGGACAGUCACCUGCAGGACAUUCUGUUACCUACACUUUUACCUCUGGAGUGUAAUGAUAUAUUCAACCGGUUAUCAACGUCAUUGAUGUAACUUAAACUAUAAACACGCACAAGUUUUUACCCUGCAAGUCCAAGGUCUGACGUUUGUUUUCAAUCCCUACUCCAGCGUCGAUAACAUCAAUAAAUAUUACACUGAUUUAAUUAAAAAGAUGAUGUUCAUCAAAUUUGAAUGUUUCGUUGUACUGAAUUUAAUUAUUGAUCUUUUCUGUAAACCAAAAAUUGUCCUUAAAUUUGUGACUUAUGUCAAGAAAUAGGCCGGGGUGUCCACCAGUGACGUUAAUAUUGUUAUGUACUGUUUAGGGCCAGGUAAAGUGGAAAUGUCUCAGGGCAAUAUCACACCAUGAAUUAAGUUCAUCUGUCAACUCACCCUGGGACUGUCCAAUAAACUCUUGAUAACACUAUAACAUGAA
Molecule: messenger RNA, 916 nt
Organism: Hippoglossus stenolepis (Pacific halibut)
Lineage: Eukaryota; Metazoa; Chordata; Actinopteri; Pleuronectiformes; Pleuronectidae
Product: cytochrome c oxidase subunit 6B1
Exons: 4
Coding region: 162-422 (86 amino acids)
Cellular component (GO): respiratory chain complex IV; mitochondrion
Source: RefSeq, a predicted model, not a curated record